This is a messenger RNA of Mycena indigotica, 843 nucleotides long. RefSeq lists its product as uncharacterized. The transcript has 3 exons. Lineage: Eukaryota; Fungi; Basidiomycota; Agaricomycetes; Agaricales; Mycenaceae. The record is from RefSeq and is a predicted model, not a curated record. Bases 1 to 843 code for a protein of 280 amino acids.
AUGGCCGGUUAUCGAGCUAGCAUUGACUCGCAGAGGGAAAAAACGAGCAAGCAAAUCUCAGAUUCGACAGCUGUGAGAAACCGAUUCAAUUGUGCCGUUAUUCAGGCAAACCUCGACCUCGAUGGUCUGACUGGUCUUCCACCACCUCCCUCUCCUCCCAACGACGACGCCAACCCUCCCAUUCCCCAGCCACUAACUAUGAGCGACUCUCCACAAUGGUGCUCAGACUCGUGUCUGACAUGCUCUAACCUUGUGCCCAGCGGUGCUACUUACUGCUCGCGCGCGUGCCAGCCGUCAAUAGACGCUGAAACUUCAUACUUCGAUGCGCAAUUUUCCUGGUCGCAACACAAUACGGCGAAAAUUAGCGCGUGGGCUUUCGAGGUCGACUGCUCAUCGUCGCGGCCCUCCCCAAAAACCAUCCGCUCUACCGCUUCCCACCCCGUUCUCCUCAGUGGACUGAAGCAGCAACAACGCCCCACUGCCCAUGUAACCCUUCGCACAAACGACAACGACCUCCCCUCCCCAUCAUCCCCCAUAUCCACCAGGAGUAGGAACACUGCUCUCGAGUCCCUCUCGAUAGUCGCUUCUUCCCUCCCCUAUUCCACUUCCUCUGCUGCAAAACGAUACCUCAGUCUCGGCAGACGAGGUUCAUGUCCACCCGUUACUGCUUCACCGGAGAAGCCUCACCGAACACGACUCCCCUUACUUCUUCCACAAAAGUCGACUGAAUCGACCUAUACGCGGCCCACGACGCCUUCAACGGGCUCGCCAACACUCGUCGCAGAGGUCAAUGGAGCCGAUAAGUUCCAUUGGGCGCAUGCAAAGGCCGCAGGGAGAGUUUAG